CUUAAGUUAAUCUUGAACGUCACGGGCUCCGAGGUUGACAAUUGAUUUGUGGCGACAACGAUGUGGUCCGCGCUGUGGCCAUCUUCAUCGGCCAUCGGUAGACUAUUUCGCCGAUAAACACAAUACACCGUAGAAAUCCCGGCUUGGCUCUGGCUCUGGGACUUGAGAUCCGCCAGUCUUCAUCCUUCCAUAUUUCCAUUUCCUUUCCAUCCUCAAAGACUCCCCACUCCACGCUCAAGUCUGUCCAGAAAUAGCACUUCUUGAUCUUCAUGUAUUUUUGCCGCUCAUUCUACGCCCAUCGUUUGCGUCGACCCUCUAAGCGCGUCGUCCGUCACUCGUCAUCGCCAUGACAGAUCCAUUGCGGUCAGCGAUAAUCAAAGCAAAGCCUAUUAGACACGGGUUAGAUGCGUUUCGCGAGUCCGCUCAGACGCUCUCUCAAGAGCUUAAUGUCUCUAGUAUCGCCACCGUGUUAGAUCGGAUAGGGAGCGAAGGUAAGGGCCUUCAAGAUCACGCCCUCGAUCUCGUAUUAGCGCUGCAGGCCCUUCCCACCUCUCGUCUAUUGCCAUCUAGCAGCGGCGAAAAGAACCUGUUUGGCGAUCUCUCCCGACUCAACCAAGCCAUCAACAUCGGGGAUUUUGACCCGCGACGGGUCACACCCCUCCUCAUUGCCGUCAUCAACAAUGAGUCCGACGAUAUUAUCUGGCACAAGGUCUAUGACGUUGUUGCAGAGUCGAUACCUCUCACGGCUGUCGCCAAACCAUCAACGCCUCCGGCAUCCGACCCUCCACAUACCGCCUCUUUUCAGCAGACACCUUGGACAUUCAACACAGGCAGCUUCGCGGACACAUCUGACCUGAGAAAGAAUGUGGAUCCUAUACUCAAGAGUGAAGUAGAGGAUAAUCUCAGGAUUGACCAUCCGGACUUUUUUGAUACGUUCUUUGGACAGAUUCCAAGGCUUCGUGAGAUGACGACCGCGGUAUUGCGGAGCUGCAAAGACGCGGAGCCGCCGCUGUUUCAAGAGGACGUCGGCUGGGUGGACUGGCCAGAUAUUUGCGAGGAGACAGCGGUACUGCAAUUCCUUCGCCGCCACAUCAACCAACUUCUACUGUUUGCGGAUGAACACGGUUUCCGUCCUUCGAAGCGUCGGCGCUGCAUUGCCACCCCGAACAUGCCUAUCCCUGGAUCGGUCAGCAAGCGAAAGCUGGACGUCGGCCUAGCGUAUAACUCAAGCAAUGAGCUGGAGGAGAGUGAUCGGCAAAGCUAUGACUGGUCCCACAUCCUUAUCCCCGGUGAGCUGAAGAGCAAUCCGCGAGAGGACAACUAUAACAGUACCUGGCUCGAUCUUGUGAGGUAUGCUCGGGAGAUAUUCAGCGCGCAAGAUACCCGGCGGUUCGUUCUGGGCUUCACCCUCUGCGGUUCGAUCAUGCGAUUGUGGGAAUUCGACCGACUAGGAGUGGUGGGAUCUACGCCAUUCGACAUUAAUAAGGAUGGCGAGAUAUUUGCUUCGAUAAUUUUAGGAUACUUGUGGAUGUCGGAAGAAGAGCUAGGUUUCGAUCCUACCAUAGUGGAGGACGAUGGAAGGUAUACACACAUUCAGCGGGAUGGCCAAGUGGAACGGCUAUGUGUGGAAGAGCUCAUGAAGCGACAGCGUUCGGUUGCUGGUCGAGCCACCACGUGCUGGAGAGGUUCCCUUAUGGACGAAUCCAAGCGCGGGCUUGUGAUUAAGGACUCGUGGGAAUAUGAAGAACGACACGAAGAAGGUCUUCUGCUCAAGGAGGCGACAGAAGCCGGAGUCAAGAACGUGGCGCGAUACUACCAUCAUGAGACCGUACGCACUGGUGGCGAGGUGGACGACAUACUCGCGAACGUGCGAAAGGGACUAAGCAACACCGUCGGCCGGAAUCCAUUCCAACGACGGGCAGCACAUUCUGAAGUCGUCACGAGUCCAAUAACUUCGAGUGCUUUAGGUCCGGGAAGGGGUAGGAGCAAGAGCAGAAGUCGAACCAUCACGCGAAAGCGAUCUUCAAGCAGUGUGCAGGCGUCGAUGCCGCCUCCCAAGCGGUCAUGUUCGGACUCCCCAGUCAAGCAAGACAUGCAGCAACGACGAAAUCGCGUUCACCGACGGCUUGUCAUGCAAGAUAUCGGGAAGAGCAUUUAUGAGGGGAGCUCUCCACGAGCCAUACUAACGGGAUUGCUUGGAGGCAUAAGAGGGCACGAAUCGCUCCUAGAUGCGAAGAUCCUUCAUCGUGAUGUAUCUAUCGGGAAUGUCAUGCUGAACAUAGCGGAGGACGACGGUUUCUUGAUUGACCUCGACCUUGCCAUUAAAAUUGACCGCGAAAACGCGUCCGGAGCACCGAGCAAAACCGGUACGAAAGUAUUUAUGGCGAUCGGUGCACUUUACGGUGAAGACCACAACUUUAUGCACGAUCUGGAAUCGUUCUUCUGGGUGUUGUUCUGGAGUUGCAUCCAUUGCACUGGUCCAGGUGGGCAACGUCGGGUGUCAGAAUUUCAGGCAUGGAAUUUUGAGAGCACGGAAAACCUUGCAAAAAUAAAAGCUGGCUCCGUUCUUGAGGAAGAUAAGUUUAGCAAGGAAGUGGAUAAGAAUUUCGCCACGUACUGCACGCCGUUGAUUCCUUGCAUAAAAGAGAUGCGGAAAGUAGUUUUCCCAGAGGGAAAGCGGUGGUUGAGGGAGGAUCGACAGCUCUACUCUCGCAUGAAGGCUGUUCUUCAGCGGGCAAGGAAGGACUUAGACAGCAUAGAGUAA
This is a messenger RNA of Mytilinidion resinicola, 2764 nucleotides long. RefSeq names its product serine/threonine-protein kinase Sgk2. The transcript has 3 exons. The coding region runs from base 347 to 2764 and encodes 805 amino acids. The record is from RefSeq and is a predicted model, not a curated record. NCBI's taxonomy places the organism in Eukaryota, Fungi, Ascomycota, Dothideomycetes, Mytilinidiales, Mytilinidiaceae.